Molecule: messenger RNA, 4030 nt
Organism: Cuscuta campestris
Lineage: Eukaryota; Viridiplantae; Streptophyta; Magnoliopsida; Solanales; Convolvulaceae
Source: the annotation of a GenBank genome assembly
CGAAAUAAAAAAAAUGGAGUUGGAGAAAGGGAAAACCAAAACGUUAGCCAAAAGCCUUAUCCUGCUCAAAUGGGCAUUUUUCCCAAUUGUCCGUUCCUCCACCACUUGGCUUCACUUCCCUCUCACCCACAGACCACAACCAUCUUUAACGAUCAUUUACCAAUCUCUUCGUCAACCAAAACACCCUAAAGGCCAACGCUAUCCAUUCUCCAACCGAUAUGUCAGAGCCGCUUGUAGGUGAUUUUCGAUUAGUUAAGGGUGUUAAAGUGUUGAGAAUCUGAACUGGGGAAGUUGAAUUUGUUUGGUUGCAGCAUUUUCAAGUAGGAAGUUAAUGGUAGUGUUGGGAUAAUUUGUACACAGAGAAAUGUCUACUAUGACUUCCCUGGUGAACUUGGGAAGUUUUUGCAGGUGUUCUUCCGGUCAGCUUGAAGGUCCAUCUGCUUUGGUUGGGAGCAUUUUUGUUUCUAAAAAAUUCAGGAGCUUUCGUAAAAUUUGGACUGGGAGGAGAUGUCGAUACCUGUCUGUUUGUAGAUGCUCGGUAACUGCUGAUUAUACUGCUGGCCAAGGAACAUCGAUAACAUUGGCUUCAUUUAAUACAAGUAGUGAUGAUGAAAAUAUUGUUGAACCUUUGCUCAACCAGGCUUUCAAACCUCAAUUGAUACCCGGGUCAAAAUUUACUCCCCUCUCAGAAAUGGGUUCUGCAGCUUGGGAUGGAGCAGAUAUAAGCUCAGAUUCCGGUGAUGAGAAUUCUUGUACUGGAGAUGAUAAAAGAAAAUUAGUUGAGUCACUUGGAGAAGUACUGGAGAAGGUGGAGAAGCUAGGGAGUAGUAAGAGAGUCAAUCCCACUAAGAAAUCACUAGCCAGUGCAAACACCAAAGAUAAGAAUGGCAAACCAAGUAGUUCUACGACUAUUCCCCAUCGAAACUCUAAGACGAUGAAGAGUGUGUGGAAGAAAGGGAAUCCAGUAGCUACUGUACAAAAAGUUAUAAAGAAGUAUCCUAAACAGGAACCAAAAACAGACAGAGUCGAGAUUCCCGAGUCUCAAACUGCCGCCUCUCUAAAACUCCCUCAGCAAGUUCAAGAAGAGUUUCCGCCAUCUAUAACUCCUACACCCAUACUGAAAAAACCGGUUAUCUUGAAGGAUGUGGGUGCUUCACCUUCUCCUCACCGACCCACUGGUGCAGGGAAGAAAGGGAGUGCAGCAUCUGCUGUUCAAAAAGUUAGAAACAGGAAUCCUAAACAGAAACCAGAAACAGAUAGUGUAGAGAUGCCCGACUCUCAAACUGCCGCCUCUUUAAGACACCCUCCCGAAGCCCAACCAGAGUUGCAGCCAUCUAUUGCUCCUCCACCUGUAUUUAAAAAACCAGUUAUCUUGAAGGAUGUGGGCGCUGCAGCUUCUCCUCAUGGAUCCACUGGUCCGGCUGAAUCCGUUACAAAGCCUAGAGAGCGCAAACCAAUUUUAGUUGACAAAUUUGCUUCCAAGCAACCAGCUGCCCGUUCUGCGAUUGCUCAACCAGUGAUCCCUUCAAAACCCAUUAAGAGCCUUACAAAACCUGGAAGGAGCACUCCAGUUGGGAAGUUCAAAUAUGAUUUUCGUAAAAAGAAUGGUCCAUCAGAUGGAGCACGAAAGCGAAUGGCUGGUGAUGCUAGUGACGAGAUUCAUGAUGAUGCUGCACUAAAAUUCAAUGUUUCAAUUCCAGGCACUACUCCAACAAGGAAAGGUAGGAAAUGGAACAAGGCAAGUCGUAAGGCAGCAAAAAUGCAGGCGGCUAAAGAUGCUGCUCCCGUUAAGGUUGAAAUUCUGGAAGUGGACGGGGAAGGUAUGCUUAUUGAGGAGUUAGCAUACAACUUAGCUAUUAGUGAAGGUGAAGUUCUUGGUUACUUCUACACAAAAGGAAUAAAACCUGAUGGCGUGCAAACUCUCAGCAAAGACAUGGUGAAGAUGAUAUGUAAAGAGUAUGAUGUGGAGGUUAUUGAUGUUGAUCCGGUUAAAGUGGAAGAAAUGGCUAAAAAAAGGGAGAUAUUUGAUGAAGAUGAUUUAGACCAACUGGAAGAUAGACCUCCUAUCAUCACUAUAAUGGGCCAUGUAGAUCAUGGAAAGACAACCCUUUUGGAUUAUAUUCGCAAGAGCAAGGUAGCAGCAUCUGAAGCUGGUGGAAUCACACAAGGAAUUGGUGCAUAUCAGGUGAAGGUACUUGUACAAGGAGACCCUAAGACUUGUGUCUUCCUUGAUACUCCCGGGCAUGAGGCCUUCGGAGCAAUGAGGGCUCGAGGAGCUAGAGUUACUGAUAUUGCUGUCAUUGUAGUAGCUGCGGAUGAUGGGAUCCGACCUCAAACGAAUGAGGCCGUUGCACAUGCCCAAGCAGCUAGAGUUCCAAUCGUGGUUGCCAUAAAUAAGAUUGAUAAAGAGGCAGCUAAUCCAGAGCGAGUUAUGCAAGAUCUUUCUUCUAUUGGUUUGAUGCCAGAAGACUGGGGUGGUGACGUUCCAAUGGUUAAGAUCAGUGCUCUUAAUGGACAGAAUAUAGAUGAUUUGCUGGAAAUGGUCAUGCUUGUUGCAGAACUUCAAGAAUUGAAGGCCAAUCCUCAUAGGAACACCAAGGGAACUGUGAUUGAAGCAGGCCUUGAUAAAUCUAAAGGACCUGUAGCUACAUUCAUUGUGCUGAAUGGGACAUUAAAAACAGGCGAUGUCACAGUCUGUGGUGAAGCUUAUGGAAAGGUCCGAGCUUUAUUUGACGAUAAUGGAAAACGUGUUACUGAAGCUGGACCUUCCAUGCCUGUCCAGGUUAUUGGCUUGAACAAUGUUCCCUUUGCUGGUGAUGAGUUUGAGGUAGUUGGUUCUCUUGAUAUUGCACGCGAAAAGGCAGAGAAAAGGGCAGAAUCAUUGAGAAAUGAACGCAUAUCAGCAAAAGCUGGGGAUGGGAAGGUUACCCUAUCUUCCUUUGCUUCUGCUGUUUCAGCUGGGAAGCUUAAUGGGACAGAUUUGCAUCAAUUGAAUAUUAUUCUCAAAGUUGAUGUUCAGGGAUCCAUUGAAGCUCUCAGACAGGCUCUCCAGCUUCUUCCUCAGGAUAAUGUCACUCAGAAGUUCCUAUUACAAGCUACUGGGGAUGUGAACGCCAGUGAUGUUGAUCUUGCAGUAGCAAGUAAAGCCAUCAUCUUAGGAUUUAAUGUCAAAGUGUCGGGCUCUGUCAAAACCUAUGCAGACAACAAAAGUGUUGAGAUCCGGCUGUACAGAGUCAUAUAUGAACUUAUAGAUGAUGUACGAAAGGCUAUGGAAGGACUUUUGGAACCUGUGGAGGAACAAGUGCCAAUUGGUUCAGCAGAAGUGCGUGCAGUGUUCAGUAGUGGCAGUGGUCGUGUUGCCGGAUGCUUUGUAACAGAUGGGAAAAUUGUGAAAGAUUGUGGAAUUAGGGUAUUAAGGAACCAAAAACAAGUCCAUGUUGGUGUCCUUGAAUCUUUGAGACGUGUUAAGGAGAUCGUGAAAGAGGUGAAUGUUGGACUAGAAUGUGGAAUAGGAGUUAAAGAUUUCAACGAUUGGGAGGUUGGAGAUAAUCUGAUAGCCUUCAACUCAGUGCAGAAGAGGAGAACUCUGGAGGAAGCGUCAGCCUCAAUGGCUGCAGCACUUGAAGCAGUGGGGCUUGACCUCUAAGGUCAUACGCGCACACAUUUUGUCCCAUGUUCAUUUUUUUCCCUGAUUGCUCACGUAGGGUGUGGGGGUGGUGGAGGGAGGGGGGGGGGGGAAUUUGCGGUGGUCGGAGGAGUAAUUGUGGGUGAGUUUUGCUGAUUGCCGCCUGUCAAGAGGCUGAGGAGAAGGGCAGUGAAGAAACGGAGAAAGGGUUGCCUCCCAUUGUUGUAUGCUGCUGUAACAUUGUAAAUAGCAAUACAUAUAUAUAUAUUCCAGUUCCAUCUUGUAAAGAUCAAGGAGCCAGCCAUUCACUUCUGUUGCCCACCAUUGAACAGUGACACCAGAUGUAAUGUAACCGUACCAAAACAAAGAAAUAGCUGUUGUCUCUAAUAUAAUAUUAUUCUUUCU